GUAUCUUUGAAAGAGUCGAGUGCAAUAAUUUGUUAGUUGGUUGUGGACUUGUGUUCUGACUGUUCUGACCAAUUUUUAAUCUUCUCAUACAUCCUUGAUCGCAUGAAAAGUCUGGUUACUCUGCCAUAAUAGAAGGGGUGUGUUUAGUUUAGUGUAGGGUUCUUUUUUGGGGAGUGGGAACAAAUAAGUUUUACGGAGGGGAGACUUUUGGGAAAUUUAUUUUCCGAUAAGUUUUACUGUGAGCGUGAUUAGUACAGAGUUGAAGUGAAUUUGACCUCUAUGGUGUAAGUGGAGCUGUGUGAAAGCUUUGUUUUGACGAUAAAAACUGUAAAUAGAAGGUACAAUAAAAAGGGCAACUUUGUGUAAAAAGUGAUCAACAAAAUCCGAGUUCGGUACAAACUCUCGCACACACACAGUCAAUAAAAUAUACAUUGCCGUGCUUGUUCACGUGUACCAAUUUUUUGCCAAAUUUUCCAGUACAAUUGUCAAUUCCUGACGUAACAUUACUCAUUCAUGUAUAGUUAUCGACUGUUCUGAUUUUUUUUAGUGAACAGCGUAAUUCGUAAGUCGCAAUAUACGUCAUUUUCAACUUAUCUGUGCUUUUGUGGUGACGUUAACGUGUUUGCUGCUGCUGGAUAGUUAUGAGAUGAGUCUGCUGCCUGGAUAAUAUGUUAUCUUUCAUCUUUAUUUAACCGGCUACUCCUCGAUCCUCCUGCCUGACUAAUCCUCCGAUGCUGAUAACAAUGCUGCGAUGUGCCAAUAAAUAAAGUGGUGAAAUAAAGAAGAAUAGUUUACUUUGUGCAUGGGCGACGAAACUACGUAUUAAUAUCUACAUGCACUAAUUGUUUAUCCGUAUUAAAUUAUACUGAACGUGCCUGUUUGUGCCGGAGUGCAAAAAAGGUUUUAUAGCGUUGGAACAUUUUAAGCCCAGAACGUAUUUUCCCUUUUGAAUGAAUGACCCCAGGAUGAGGGGAAUCAACGAGUCACACUACGCCGGAGACCAAUUUUCCGACCGUGGUGGCGAAAUGGACGGCGGCGGCGGGAUGAUGGGAAACGUUUACGAAGUGGAACACUUGGCCACGUUCCAACUAUCGGAAGAGCUAAACGCACCCUCUGACGGAAUGCGGAGGUUGUUGCACAUGGAAAAGAACGGCUUUGGAAUUUGGAGUCAGAAAAUGCGUGUCCGCCUCGAACGGAACUUUAUCGUAAUUCUAGAUUUCGAAAAUGGGGAUGAGAUGGAGCGCUUCCCUCUCCCCAUGAUUCGUGAGCCUACAGCUUUCACCAACUCAAAUCCGGGCGAGUUAUACAACAAUAUUUUCGCCUUUAUUGUCCACCCCGUGGAAAUGCACAUUUUCCAGUGCUUCAACAUAUCCGCGGCAGAUUUGGUGGAGGAUGUCAAGUUGGCUUUGGCCGGUCGAGUGCCUCCUUCUCGGACGCGACACACGAGUCAGAACAGUCUGCCCCCACCCCCGGUGGCACCACCUCCAGAACCACCACAUUUCAAGUCCCCCGUCGAGGACUCGCGAGAUGACACGUCCUCCAUUGAAAGCGAGGGUCAGUAUGAACGCGAGGUUGCAAUUCUCAACCGCUGUUUCGACGACAUUGAGCGCUUCAUUGCCCGACUUCAGUACGCGGCCGCGGCGUACAGAGAACUUCAGCGGAGGCGAAAGUCGAAAAAGAGUAAGAAGAAGGAUCACGGGGAAGGUCUCCUCUCCAUGCGGGCCAGACCACCACAUGAACGCGAGUUUGUCGACAUUCUUCAAAAAUUCAAGCUUUCCUUCAACCUUUUGGCCCGUUUAAAAGCCCACAUUCACGACCCAAACUCCCCCGAGUUGGUCCACUUCCUCUUUACGCCGUUAGCUUUGAUCGUUGACGCUUCGAGGGACGCUCACGCGCCUGGUCUGGCGUCCAGAGUGGUGUCCCCCCUCCUCUCCAGAGAAGCCGUCGAUCUGCUGACGAACUGUCUCACCUCCAAGGAAACCGAACUUUGGCAUUCGCUCGGAGAUGCAUGGCACUUGGCGAGAGAACAAUGGAAGGGAUAUGUGGCCCCGUACCAGCCCGUCUUUAUGGAUGGGUGGUCGCCCACGAUUCGAGACCCAAGUUCGUCCUCCGCAAUUGGCGUGGUUGCUGCGGAAGCUGCGAUGAGACGUCUUCAAGCCCAGCAGGAGGCUGGUUACUUGCAACAGCAGCAGCAGCAAAGAAACGCGGCGGCCGCUGCGGCUGCAGCGGCGGCGGAACGACAAGGGUCCGUUUCUCCGGUGGAAAUGCCAGGAGAUGAUUUUGGAGCUGGUCAGCGUGCUUUCUUGGACUCUAUUCGGUCCCGUGGAGGAAGAAUGGUCGUCGUGACGCAUCCCAGGACAAAGAACAAUCACAAGGAACUCACCGUCGUCAGGGGCGAGUAUCUUGAGGUGCUGGACGACACGAAAAAGUGGUGGAAAGCUAGAAAUUGGAAGAAUGAGAUGGGAUACGUCCCUCACACGAUUGUUUCUCCGUUGAGCGAAUAUCCACAACAGGACUAUCCUGACAACGGAAGAUCAGGUCGGUGGUCCUCACCCAGCUCGACAAUCAGCUCGGAUGACGACUUUAACUACAGCAUGGACAAGUCGCCACCACCCCCACCGCCGCAACCAUCCGGACGCAACGCUCUCCCGGCCCAGUCACCCAACAAGAAGAAACCUCGGGAUGACGAUCUGAUGCAGCAAGAGUUGAAGAACGUGCUCACCCUCUUCCGAGAAAAGAGGAAGAUUGAGAUCCAGAAGACUCCCGAAGUCUUCAUCAACCAGCACUCGAGCGUGGAUGAGGUCCAGGAAUGGUUGAAGGUGAAGGGGUUCUCGGAACGGAUAAGGAAACAGUUGUCCAAUAUGAAUGGGAAUGAGCUGUUCAGUUUGAAGAAGGCACAACUUGAGGCGUACUGUGGAAAAGAUGAGGGUCGCAGGUUGGAUUCGCAAAUCACGAUUUCCAGAAUAUCUACAGGGUUCAAAACGACUCGAUCGUCGGAAUUGAGAGCAAUUCUGGCCAAAGCACGUGCUAAAGUGGAAUUGGGCAGUUUUGACGUGAAGACCACGUCUCCCUCGCCGGAACCCGUGUACACGCCACCAAAUAAGUAUGGGAGUCGGAACGGUAGUUCCUCAAACUCCAACCCGACCAGCCCCACACCGAAACCGAUGGGCAUGAUGAACAAUAACAACAAUAAGAGUCCGGCGAGUAAAUUUAAGCCAAAAUCGAGAUAUGACGAUGACUCGGAUGACGCGCCGGUCAUCAAUUUUGGACUGUCGGAUGAGUCAGACGACGAGUCGGAUGACGGCAGGACCAAUGAUAAGGGAACUUUGGGGAACAUGUUGAAAAAGAGGAGGGGCGAAAUUUUAAGGAAAUAGAGGCAAUUAUUAGGUCAAAGUUGAUACACAAAUUUACUUUAUUCAACUUAUGAAGCUUAUGCUAAAAAUUUUCAGGAUUUUAGACUUGCUUGAAAUACGUAAUUAUGUAAUUUUACAGUAAAUACACGUAAUUAUUAAUGGAUGGUCUAGAAAUUACAACGAAUUGACAAGGUGCGAAGUUAAGUUUUAUGCAACUCUGAAAUUGAUUAUAUGAAAUUUUAUUGAAUAAAUAUAUUAUUACAUGACAA
This is a messenger RNA of Folsomia candida, 3622 nucleotides long. RefSeq names its product epidermal growth factor receptor kinase substrate 8-like protein 1. Gene Ontology annotation, molecular function: actin binding. NCBI's taxonomy places the organism in Eukaryota, Metazoa, Arthropoda, Collembola, Entomobryomorpha, Isotomidae. Gene Ontology annotation, biological process: regulation of Rho protein signal transduction; Rho protein signal transduction. The transcript is spliced from 15 exons. The record is from RefSeq and is a predicted model, not a curated record. Gene Ontology annotation, cellular component: plasma membrane. The coding region runs from base 951 to 3374 and encodes 807 amino acids.